Molecule: messenger RNA, 1949 nt
Organism: Cavia porcellus (domestic guinea pig)
Lineage: Eukaryota; Metazoa; Chordata; Mammalia; Rodentia; Caviidae
Product: cadherin-12-like
Biological process (GO): cell-cell junction assembly; homophilic cell-cell adhesion; multicellular organism development
Cellular component (GO): catenin complex; adherens junction; membrane
Molecular function (GO): cadherin binding; calcium ion binding
Source: RefSeq, a predicted model, not a curated record
AUGUUGCCGAUGUACUUUGUUGAGUCAAAGUAUUUGUCUUCCUUCCAGUAUUUCAUUGGAGCUUUGAUCAUGAAUGGAUGUAACCCAUUAUUAACCAGCAAAGUCAACGUACUGAUUAAUGUCCUAGAUGUCAAUGAAUUUCCACAAGAAAUACCUGUGCCAUAUGAGACAGCCGUCUGUGAAAAUGCCAAACCAGGACAAAUCAUUCAGACAGUCAGUGCUGCAGACCGCGAUCUCUCACCCUCUGGGCAGCAGUUCUCCUUUAGAUUAUCACCUGAGGCUGCCAUCAAACCAAAUUUCACAGUCCGUGAUUUCAGGAACAACACAGCUGGAAUUGAAACCCGAAGAAACGGAUACAGUCGCAGGCAGCAAGAGUUGUAUUUCCUGCCUGUGGUAAUAGAAGACAGCAGUUUGGUCCAAAGCAGCACGAACAAUACUAUCAGAGUUUGCCGAUGCGACUCUGAUGGUACCAUUCUGUCUUAUAAUGUGGAAGCGAUUUUUCUACCUGUAGGACUUAGCACGGGGGCCUUGAUCGCAAUCCUUCUGUGCAUUGUUAUACUUUUAGCCAUAGUUGUGCUCUAUGUAGCUCUGCGAAGGCAGAAGAAGAAAGACACCCUGAUGACCUCUAAGGAAGACAUCAGAGACAAUGUCAUCCACUGUGAUGAUGAGGGUGGCGGGGAAGAGGACACCCAGGCCUUUGACAUCGGGGCUCUGCGAAAAUCAAAAGUGAUUGAAGAGAACAAAAUUCGCAGGGAUAUUAAACCAGACUCUCUCUGUUUACCACGUCAGAGGCCACCUGUGGAAGACAACACGGACAUAAGGGAUUUCAUCAAUCAAAGGCUGCAGGACAAUGAUGGGGACCCAACUGCACCACCCUACGACUCCUUGGCCACAUAUGCCUAUGAGGGAAACGGGUCCACGGCAGAGUCGCUCAGCUCCAUAGACUCUCUCACCACAGACGCUGACCAGGACUACGACUACCUGGCUGACUGGGGACCCCGCUUCAAAGUCUUGGCAGACAUGUUUGGAGAAGAAGAGAGCUAUAACCCUGAUAAAGUCACUUAGGGGCGAGGUGAAGGCUGACACACCCGAGAGAAGACAUUUUAACAACAACAAUAAAAAGAAAACCACAAACAGAACUCACACACAUGCACACACACACACACACACACACACACACACACACACACACACACACGGCUUCAUAGACAAGAUUCCUUUGAUUAUCUGGUUUCUAGCAAGUUGCUAUAAUUAUGUUCUCAGUUUGUCAGUUUUGGUCCAUUCUGCUGACACAAGAUAAAUCCUACAUCAUAGAGUUGCUUUGUUUUGUUUUCUUAUUUCAGAAACACACUGAGACAAGCUCAGGCCUAUUGUGUACAACUAACUGACAUGACAACCUAGAAUGAAGGUAACUCUGUGGCAUCACAGUGGAAGAGUGUUAGAUUGUUCUUAAUUCCACUAAAGUGCCUAUUGAAACUCUUAUCAUUUAAAGUGGUAGACACUACCCUCCACUGUGAUGGCGCCGCAGGAUUCAGAGACAAAGAGGAGUAAAACAAAGACACCCUCUCUGUGCCCAGGAACAAUAGCAGCAUGCUGACUCUUCCCAUUCCUUUCCAGAAAUAAACAAGAACACUUCCAGAACUCUAUCUUUGUAUAAUUAAACGGCUUUUGUCUCCUAAACUGUAUGCCAAGACACGUUUGUUUUUCCUACACUUUCCAAAAAUGGAAAUGAAUGUGAUAAUAUCAAAUUCAAUAUGUAAGUAAUGGAUUCUAAAACAGUGGUUGAUCAUAGCGUUAGUUCAUGUUAAGGAUGCAAAUUAAUUAAACUAUUAAUUUUUCCCCCAAACUACACAUUUACAAACAUAAAUAAACUGUCCCUCUUUAUAAAGAGAGAGGCCUCAGGGCUCAAAACAGCAUUAAAAUAAAUAAUGCUUUUGUUUAAUACUGAA